AUUGCUUAUUUUUUAAAAAAUAUUUUUUUAAUUAUAUAGAAGUGUUUGUCGUGCGGACCGGGUCGGCCCGAAGCCCGUGGGUUUCGAUCCAAUGCGGGCCAGAUUCAGGCUUCAAUUUAAUAAGUUUAAAUGUGGUGCAUGGCAUGCAGAUUGCCCGUCGAAAUGCAGUUAUCGUUGCAGCAAGUCGUCAAGGCAGAAGAUGUGCCUGAGGGCAUGCAAUACCUGCUGCCGGAGGUGCCACUGCGUGCCGCCGGGGACCGCCGGAAAUGAGGACGUCUGCCCUUGUUAUGCCCACAUGACUACUCACGGCGGCCGCCACAAAUGCCCUUAAUAAUCGUUAUUUGAUUUGAGGAGGACGACACACCACUUGAGGUACACCAUACGUACACCAAGUUCAAAAUAGGCACACACAUACACUUAGUGUAUGUACACGGAUAACGAAUAUAUUAAAUUCGAUUUAAGGGCCGGGGAGUGAAUUAAAUUAUAUUACAAGAUCUAAAUAAAAGGACAAUAAACCU
Messenger RNA from Cuscuta campestris, 518 nucleotides. The record is from the annotation of a GenBank genome assembly. Lineage: Eukaryota; Viridiplantae; Streptophyta; Magnoliopsida; Solanales; Convolvulaceae.